AAGAUCAGUGGCACUUAAACUUCCCUGGGUUGUCUAAGUGCAUCAGUGACACAAUGAACACCUUCUUCGUUUUCGUCAUCACUCUCCUGCUCCUCCUAUUCACACUGGUAGUACAAGCCCUAAGGCGCAGGACUAACCAAAGCCAGCCGCAGCCGCCAGGGCCUCCCGCUCUCCCCAUCAUCGGCCACCUCUACCUCUUCAAGGGCCCCCUCCAUCGCCGCCUCACACGCCUCGCCACCCGCUAUGGCGCCGUCUUCCGCCUGCGGUUCGGCACCAAGAACGUCGUCGUCGUGUCCUCCGCCCAAGCCGCUGAGGAGUGUCUCGGCGUGCACGACAUCGUGUUUGCCAACCGGCCGCAGCUGCCGACGGGCAAGAUCCUCUCCUACGACUGGAGCACCAUGGGCACCGCCAGCUACGGGGACUACUGGCGCCACAUCCGCCGCAUCGGCGUUACUGAGCUCCUAUCGGCGCACCGGGUGCAGCAGUACGCCGACGUCCACACACGGAUGGCGCGGUCCAUGGCGCGGCGCCUCUACCGCUCGGCUGCCGGUGGCCGCGCGCGGGUUGAGCUCAAGUCACAGCUCUUCGAGAUGCUCAUGAACGUAAUGACGAGCAUGAUUUGCGCGAGGACAUUCUAUGGGACCGAUGGCGAGGAGAUAUUGGAGGUGACAGAAGAGGUCCAGUGGUUUCGGACGAUGGUGGAGGAGACGAUGACACUAAUUGGUGCAUCGACGGUGUGGGACUACAUACCAACACUGGUGCGGUGGCUGGACAUCGGCGGGUUCGGGAGACGGUUGUGGCGGCUACGAGAGAGUAGAACAAAGUUCGUGCAGGGACUUAUCCAGGAUGAGAGAAAUAAGAUGGAGGAGGGCACGACAACAGGGAGGACGAUGAUUGGGGCACUGUUGGCCCUACAACACAAGGACCCAGAGGAUUGCCCAGACCAGCUUAUCCGAGCUUUGUGCAUCAGCGCCCUCGAAGCUGGAUCAUCUACUUCUGCAGAUACAGUUGAGUGGGCAAUGUCCCUCAUGCUGAAUAACCCUAAGGUGAUGGUCAAAGUUCGUGAUGAGAUUGAUUCCUACAUAGGGAAACCAAUACGCCUAAUCGAGGCAGCCGAUCUCCUAAAGUUACAAUACCUUCGUUGCAUAAUCAUGGAGACGCUUCGUCUGCAUCCACCAACACCACUUCUUGUUCCUCAUGAAUCUUCUAUUGACUGCAUCGUCGGUGGAUUUUAUAUUCCCAAGGGGACAAUGCUUCUUGUCAACACAUCUGCAAUACACAGGGAUCCCAAGAUAUGGGAUAAACCAACAAACUUUAUUCCAGAAAGGUUUGAGGGUGAAAAGUGUGAAGGUAAUAUGACUAUGCCAUUUGGUAUGGGCAGGCAACGAUGCCCAGCAGAGAAUUUGGGUAUGCAGAUGGUAGGCCUUGCUCUGGGAACUAUGAUCCAAUGUUUUGAAUGGGAAAGAGUGGGGGAGGAGCUUGUGGACAUGACAGACGGCUUUGGCCUAACUGCUCCGAGGGCAGUGCCCUUGGAGGCCUUCUAUAAACCCCGUCAAUCUAUGAUUACUCUUCUUUCGGAGAUAUAGUAUAUUGUGGAACACAUGGCUGUUCUUUUGUUGCUUUGUGUUGUAUGGUCAUCGUCAGCAAAAUAUUGUGUGGGCAUGUGACAAUAUUAUCCAUGUCUCGAUGUGUAAAAACUAUGAGCUGCAGUUUGCUAGCUAUUCACCACCUGUGGGUGGAGCAUCGACCAUGCACUCCGUUGAUGGUUGGAUGCCACCAUAUAACUUAAAUCUGUGUUCCAUAUAAAGUUGUGCUAUAUGUUUCACAUUUUUAAUUCAGAACAGCUGUGUGUUU
Triticum dicoccoides is the source of this 1854-nucleotide messenger RNA. Its product is annotated as cytochrome P450 81Q32-like. The coding region runs from base 54 to 1586 and encodes 510 amino acids. The record is from RefSeq and is a predicted model, not a curated record. The transcript has 4 exons. NCBI's taxonomy places the organism in Eukaryota, Viridiplantae, Streptophyta, Magnoliopsida, Poales, Poaceae. Gene Ontology annotation, molecular function: iron ion binding; heme binding; oxidoreductase activity, acting on paired donors, with incorporation or reduction of molecular oxygen.